Molecule: messenger RNA, 1095 nt
Organism: Babesia sp. Xinjiang
Lineage: Eukaryota; Apicomplexa; Aconoidasida; Piroplasmida; Babesiidae
Product: Serine/arginine-rich SC35-like splicing factor SCL30A
Exons: 3
Coding region: 1-1095 (364 amino acids)
Biological process (GO): cytoplasmic translation
Cellular component (GO): ribosome
Molecular function (GO): RNA binding; structural constituent of ribosome
Source: RefSeq, a predicted model, not a curated record
AUGAAGGCUGUUAAAAAGGUGUCGAAUUCUAAGAACUCCGCCACCGGGCAAAAGUCCAAGUUCCUAUUGGACUGCACUGCACCUGCCAACGACAACAUCAUCAACCCCUCCGGAUUGGAGAAAUUUUUGCAAGAUCGCAUCAAGGUUGAUGGAAAGACUGGCAACUUGGGUACCAGUAUCAGUGUGACCAGGGAAAAGAACAAGAUUCACAUCGUUGCGGACAUUCCCUUUUCCAAACGCUAUAUCAAGGCUAACGGUGCCCAGUUGUUAAACAGCAACAAAAUGGAGGUCGCAAAAACGCAUGGUUACUCAGUUUUGUUGCGUAAUUUAAGGUACACAACCAGUGAACAGGAUGUCAAGGAAGUAUUCGAGCGUUUUGGAAAAAUCCGCGAUGUGUACCUUCCUCUCGACUUCAACACCAAACGCCCCCGUGGAUUUGGUUUCGUUGAGUUUUAUCAGGAAGAGGAUGCUAUUUAUGCUGUAAAAACUAUGGAUAACGCAACAAUGGACGGAAACGUGAUCACCUGCUGCUUGGCGCAAGACCGACGCAAGUCGCCGAACUCCAUGAGAAAGGCCUACAGUAAUGCCGCACCUCCCAGGAGGUAUGAGUUUUCACCGCCAAACGCCCGCGAUACGCACCGUACCGACUACUGCCCGAGGCCACGCUCGCGCAGUAGAAGCCCUGGCUCGCGGUACGUCCGACGCUCAUCUAGCUACGACCGUAGGUACUCUCCGCAUAGGGAGGAGCAUCCGUAUUACGCAAGACACGAACAGGAACACUCUCCACAUCGGUAUCAUCGCCACUACCCAAAGUACCCGAGGGAUCAUGGAGAUUACAGAGACUACAGGGAACACGGUCGACACAGAGAAUACGGAGAAAACGUUGAGCAUAGGGAAUAUAUGGAGAGUAGAGAGCACAGGUCAGAAGAACUCGGGCGUGACGAUAGACGAUACCCCGAUAGACCUCACCAUGUCGUUUACCCUGGCCCCCCGUACGAUCACAGGCGGUCGCCGCCUAGGAGGCACGAGCCACCACACCCAAAUAUGAUUCCCCCGGAGAUCCAUGAUAUGCGCCUGAGGAGGUCUACGCACUAA